Hippopotamus amphibius kiboko is the source of this 2357-nucleotide messenger RNA. It is a transcript of the gene ISG20L2, whose product is annotated as interferon stimulated exonuclease gene 20 like 2. Gene Ontology annotation, cellular component: nucleus. Gene Ontology annotation, biological process: intrinsic apoptotic signaling pathway in response to DNA damage by p53 class mediator. The record is from RefSeq and is a predicted model, not a curated record. Bases 507 to 1556 code for a protein of 349 amino acids. NCBI's taxonomy places the organism in Eukaryota, Metazoa, Chordata, Mammalia, Artiodactyla, Hippopotamidae. The transcript is spliced from 4 exons. Gene Ontology annotation, molecular function: 3'-5'-RNA exonuclease activity; nucleic acid binding.
ACGCGGGCGCCGGCCCCCGGCGCGUUCCAAUCCGCGCGCCUGCAGGCCCGGGCCUCGCCGACGCGCACCAAUUUCCGCAUCCGGCUCCUGGCGCUUCCGGUCUUAACGGGGGCCCAUCUAGGAGAGUUUCCGCUGGUUGGCCCUGCAGUCACCUCAAUUUACAAGUGAGACUGAGCUCUAGAAAGGGGAAAGGCCUUCCUAAUACCAUACUGCUGGUGAAUUGGGCCACCCUAGAACCCAGGCGUCCUGAUUCAGAGGGAAGUUCUCCUUCCAUCAUUUCACAUUUCGCAUUAUCUGAGAGGUUACUCUGAUGUCUUUCAAGCCCUACGGAGAUGGGUCUUAUCGGUUCCCGAGCCUGUGGACUCCGUUAUCAGGAUCACUUUCUUCCCCAGGGUACACUACAAACCUCCAGGUGGUGGUCUGUGGGAUUCAGCAGAGGAUGAGUCGUCCAUCCUCCUCUCGUUGGUAACCUGUUUUUCCCAACGGUUCUCCCACCAUCCACUGUCAUGUCUACCUUACUCCUCAAUCUGGAUUUUGGCGAACCUCCCCCAAAAAAGGCAUUCGAGGGGAAUGCCAAGCACCGAAAAUUUGUCAAGAAGCGGCGGCUCUUGGAACGGAAAGGCUUUCUGAAUAAGAAGAAGCAGCCCCCUAGCAAGGUGUCUAAGUUGCACUCAGAACCUUCAAAGAGAGGGGAAACUCCCAAGGUGGAUGGCACUUGGAAGGCCCCUCCCCUUCCCCAAAAGAAGAAGAAUGCUGCUUCCAGCAGUGGGUCAGAGCAGUCCCUGGACAAGAAAGCUGCAGUGCCUUGGCUGACCCCUGCUCCUUCCCAGAAAGCUGGUUUCGUUGUGGCUAAAGUAGAUUUGCUGGGGGAAUUCCAAAGUGCCCUACCAAAGAUUCAGAGCCACCCAACUCGCCCCCAGAAGAAGGGCUCCCAGAAGAACCCUCCUCAGAAGAAUGUCCCACAGAACUCCACCCAAGCUCCUACAGAGAAUAAAUACUCUGCAGCAUCCCAGAACAUACCGACGAAGAUGGUGGCAAUUGACUGUGAGAUGGUGGGCACAGGACCCAAGGGGCAUGUCAGUUCCUUGGCUCGAUGCAGCAUUGUCAGCUACAGCGGAGAUGUGCUUUAUGAUGAGUACAUCCUUCCCCCCUGCCACAUCGUGGACUACCGGACCAGAUGGAGUGGUAUCCGCAAGCAGCACAUGGUGAAUGCUACACCCUUCAAGAUUGCUCGGAGCCAGAUCUUGAAGAUUCUCACAGGGAAGAUAGUGGUGGGGCAUGCCAUCCACAACGACUUCAAAGCCCUUCAGUACUUUCACCCCAAGUCCCUCACGCGAGACACCUCCCAUAUCCCCCUCCUCAACCGGAAGGCUGACUGCCCAGAGAACGCCACCAUGUCUCUGAAGAGUCUCACCAAGAAGCUGCUGAGCCGGGACAUCCAGGUUGGGAAAAGCGGACAUUCCUCUGUGGAAGAUGCGCAGGCCACCAUGGAGCUGUACAAGUUGGUAGAAGUUGAGUGGGAACAGCACCUGGCCCAGAAUCCCCCAAAAGACUAGCGCCAGUGGGGACCCUGGUGACGUGGGGAAGCAGAGGCAGCACCACACCGAGGAGAACAGGGCAGUGGACCAAAGGACAGCUCUGCCAGCUCCACACCUUUGGGAGCUAGAGCUGUUGGGGAGGGUGAGGCCCCCCCGCCAGACUUAACAUCCAUUGAAAUUUCAUCUCAGGUGUUGUGUCCUGUGUCUGGUUAAGUGUUGUAUGGAAGGAAGAAGCCUCCAUGUCAGAACCCAGCCCUGUAGGCUGUUUACCUCUCAAAUGGUGCUAACAUGGGUCCCAGGGUGCUGUGCUCCUGGGAGAGCCUUUUGACUUUCAAGGGGCAGGGCAUACUGGGAAAUGUAGUUUCCCAAACUGCCUUAUCACUGGGGUGGCCAUAUGUCUCAUUUUAUGCCUUUCGUUCUCAAGUAAUCAGCCUCUUUCACUCUCGGAAGUAUGCUGUUGGAUGAUAACUUGUAUGAUCACAGUACAGCUCUCAGACUCUGCUUUUGGCUCAGAGCCUACAUCUAGUCUGUGUCGCGAUAUCACCUGUUCUUUCCACCUUGACUUCCAGAGGAGCCGUCCCUGGUGAGAUGCAGUUCUCCUUAGGGUUACAAGGCAGUAGAGGUAGGAGAGUGUGACUUGGAAGUCAGUUUUUCUGAUUUAGGAAAGCAGUCUCUUUCCUAAAGGGAUAGAGAAUUUAUGUAAUGUAGAUCCCACUUGGCAGGUUAAAGAAGAAUUUAAAGUGUUUUAAUGGUUUUUAGUCUUUUACUUUGCUAAACCAAGCCACUAAAAACUCAAAUUAUUCCCUUGAUAAAUUUUUA